CACACGUGUAUGACUUAAUAUACUCACUUGGCUAAUGGCUACUUUUAACUUGUAAGUUGUGUUUUAAGUAUAUAUUACUUUUUAACUUCAACUAUUUUUUUUUCAAAAUUCUAGCGAAUUAUUGUCUAUUGUAAAUAUUAUUCAGUUUCAAUUAAGUUUUAUUAUUUGUGGCCCCCCUGUUUCCCAUUUAUUUAAACAUAUAAAUUAAAACGCGAAAUGGCUACUGAAACUUCAGAAGACAAAGUGGAUUUGGUGGCCAAAGAGAUAGAACUUACAAAGUUAUUGGCAUCAAAUGAUCCCAAAACUAGAAGUGAUGGUAUUAAACAAAUUAAACAACUGUUACUGAAACAUUCUGGAAACACUAAUGAUGCAUUUCAAUUGAAUGAUUAUUUGAUUAUAUGGAGAGGAUUAUUUUACUUUAUGUGGAUGUCUGAUAAACCACUACCUCAAGAAAGUGCUACUGAAAAAAUAAGUAAUCUUAUCCAUAGUUGCACUUCUAAUCAAGGAAAAAUUUUAUUUGUGGAUGCAUUUUUUCUCACUAUCAAAGAUGAUUGGAUGUCAAUAAGUCAGCAUCGUAUUGAUAAAUUUAUGAUGUUGGUGAGGCGUUGUUUAAGACAAUUGUUAUUUACCUUCGUCAAUUGUGAUUGGGAAACGGAGUAUGUGGAGAAAUUCAGUGAAGUUCUUUAUAGAGCUCUUAAAUCAUUCACACUAAGUUUAAGAACUCAUUUACAAGAAAUUUUCUUAGAAGAACUUGCUAAAGUGAGUAGAGGAAAAGUACCUACUCAUGCAUUGGUCAUUAUUUUAGAUUCAUUCUUACAUUACAUUUCUGAGCUCAAUGAUUUUAUGUUAAUCAAAGAAGUUACCCAAAAUGUAUUUAGAAAUCUUCUAUCCCAAUCACCGGAUUUAGAAAUGUUAGAAGCUAAAUUUGAAGCUUGGCGAAAAAUGGGUAAACCAGGCAAAUCAUAUAACGACUUAGAAUUGGUUGAAGGUGAUAUAGCUGAUGACGAUUCUAAUGAAAUAAAUGAGAGCCCAUUAGAUCCUCGUGCUGGUAAUGUAAGUGUUGAAAUACCUCGCAUCAAGUUUGAUCCUAAAGCUAUAGCAAAGCUUUUAAAUAAAUAUGUAAAUGAUAUUGAUUGUACCAGAAAGUGUUUAUUAGAAAUAACUAAAUUAGUUAAAUGGUAUGAUCGUUUGGGAGGUGGUUUACUACCCUAUAAACCAAAAGACUUGAAAUUAAAUAGUCAAGUAUUAAAGCGAAAAAAGAAAAAAUAUUUGUCUAAACUGGUAAAAGAAGGAGUUAAAAAGUUAGAAAUGGUUGAUUCUAAGAUUAAAAAAAGUAGCCGUGAAGUUAAUGACCAUAAAAGUCUUAAAGAACUUAAUAAGAUGGGUGAAAUAGUAGUUGAACAUGGAAAAAUUGGAAAAUCUACAUGGAAAGUUAGAAAGUUUGAUAAUGUCAAUACUUUAAAAGAGAACUUCAAUUUAAAUGGAUCUUGGACUGUAUCAGAGGAAACUAAAAAUGAUGACGCUAAAACUGUGCCUGUUACUGAUGAUGAACCACCACUUCUGGUUCCUGCUGGAUUUAAUGUUGAAGUUUCAGACACUCUUGAAACGCCAACUAAAGUUCAGAAAAAAGUUUCUUUGACACCAAAUUUAAAAUCUUUAACAGUUGAUUCAUCUCUAAAAGAAAGUAAUUCUAAUAAACGCAAAAGUAAAAGUCCAAUAUCUAAAAGUAAUGAUGAUUCAAAUAAAAAAAAUAAUCAAAAACCAAAUUCUCCUUUCAUUAAAAUUGGUACUCCUAAUACUUUAAAUGCGAGUCACAACAAUAGCAAUAGUUGGUCAGUGUCAGCAGACAAUUCAGGGUCUGCAUCUAAAAAGGUUAAGAAGAGCAUUGAGUCUCCUAAAGCAGUAAAUGCAUCACCAUUUAAUAAUAAAAGUAUUACACCAGAUAAUGGAAUUGAAAAAAAAAAUAAAGUUGAUGAUUUAGUUAUAUCCAAAAUAAAACGGCGUUCUAAUGAAAUAAAUAUUAAUUCAAGUCUAAAUGAAAGUUGGAGUGUGUGCAGCGAUGAAAAACUCAAAUUGAAUAAAUGCACUACUCCAGUAUCAAAACUUGCAAAUGAACCAGAUAAUAAAAAUGUUCAAAAAUCAAACUCUCCUAUUGUUAACAAUGGUUCGCCUAAUGUUGUAAACACAAGUCAUAAUAAUAGUUGGUCGGUAUCUGCUGAUAAUGGUUCUGCAUCUAAAAAAGUUAAAAAAGGCAACACGCCUAGUAAAGUCGAAAAACGAAUUUCAUUAACAUCUGUUAUUACACCAGAUAAGAAUUCUAAGAGCCCAAAAAGCCCUAAAAGUCCAACUCCUGAACAAAGAGUAUUGCGAAGAAGAACAAUUAUAAUUCCCAAGAAAAAACCUGAUGAACAAAAUGAAGGUACACCUAAAAGAAAAGUGAAAGAAAAUUCAGCCACUAAAGUAUCGCAAAAACGUAGAAAGACAAUAGCAGGAGAAGAAAUAAGCAUGUUAAAACCUGAGGAAAUUUCAAAUAAGGCCCUUGAAAAAGUGCGAAGUGAAGUUUUUGAGGAUGGUCUUGGUACUCCUAGAAAAAGUUCAAGAUUAUCAAUUAAAACCGAUUCUGCUAAGAAAAGAGUUGAAUUUCAGUUGAAAAACAAUGUCGAGCAAGAGUUUAUGGAGUACAGAACAUCAUUAGUGACUAAGCCUGGAAAUCCACACGAUGCUUCCAAACAGCCAGUCCAAGGAGUUUUAAAAUUGACACCAGAUGUGAAUCGUAUAAAUCCAUUUUAUAAACUCCAAGAACGCUCUGCAAAAAAAAAUUCUAGAAAAUCUAUUAUUUAACUAAAUUUUUAACAGUAAAUUUUUUUAUACAAAAUAACAACACCAUAAUUGGUAAUAUUUUAUUUAAAUAAUUUUUGUUGUGACAA
This is a messenger RNA of Rhopalosiphum maidis (corn leaf aphid), 2927 nucleotides long. RefSeq names its product ribosomal RNA processing protein 1 homolog (gene Nnp-1). The transcript has 7 exons. The record is from RefSeq and is a predicted model, not a curated record. Gene Ontology annotation, cellular component: preribosome, small subunit precursor; preribosome, large subunit precursor; nucleus. Gene Ontology annotation, biological process: rRNA processing. Lineage: Eukaryota; Metazoa; Arthropoda; Insecta; Hemiptera; Aphididae. The coding region runs from base 217 to 2841 and encodes 874 amino acids.